GGAAACUUGGCACCCCUCUCGAAACCCCCGCAACAACAAAAAGUUUAGCUCUUAAAGCUAAGGAGGGGCACACUCUGGGGACUCCCCACCGUUCAAUCCUCUCACCACCAAACGUUCCUCACUAGUCCAUCGUCGGUCCACUCGAACUAUUCUGUUUGAGGCUUCAGUCUAGAUAGAUUAUAUCAUCGUCAUUGUCCUCUGCAAUCUGCAAAACUACUACGAUCAACUACGGUCCCGUCAUCCAACGGGCACGCAUCCACAAAUUCCAUCGCUCGUUGAUUCCAAGCCCACGGAAUCACAAUUCCAAACUAUUCGCAUUCCCAGUUCCAAGUCCUCGGGACACUAAUAACUCUCCACCAUGCCUCGUGUCAAGUACGUGCUUCUUGACUGCGACAACACCCUCUGCUUGUCAGAGAAGAUUGCCUUCGGACAAUGUACCCUCGUGGUUAACGAGGUCCUCGAGAAAUUCGGGGUGGCCGAACGCUACACUCCUGAGACGCUGCUUGAUACAUGUGUCGGCCAGAACUUCCUGACCAUGAUGGAAACAAUGCAGAAAAGACAUGGAUUCACUAUGUCUCCCGAGGAUGUGAAAGCCUACGCUGACAAGGAGGUCGAAAAGGUCACCGAGAAGCUGAGCGAAGAGUGCACUGUAAUCCCGGGAGUACCCGAGCAGCUAGAGUCCCUCAAGCAGCAGGGCUACCCCAUGUCCGUGGUCAGCACCUCUGCUAAGCCCCGUGUCGUCGCCUCUCUGAAGAAGUGUGGUAUUUACAAUUACUUCCCCGAUGAACACGUCUACAGUGCUGCUACUAGCUUGCCCGAGCCCAAAGGCAAGCCCGAUCCUGCUGUCUACAACUUCGCAUGCCAGCAGCUAGGAGUGAAGAACUCCGAGUGUGUCACCGUUGAGGACAGUGGGAGCGGUGCUACUGCUGCCAUGAAUGCGGGCAUCCCUUGCAUCGGCUUCGUCGGUGUCUAUGGCAUCGAAGAGGGACCGGAGAAGGUUGCAGAGAUGGAGAAGAAGAUGAGAGAGAAGUGCAAUGUCAAGGUCAUCAUGUACAACUGGAGCGAAUUCCCCGAAUGCUUGAAGAAGAUCGAGGAGGGCUUGUAAGUCGUCUGCCAACACUGGUACCUGUAAGGCCUUUGACCUUGACUGGUACCACGAGCGGGACUGCAAUAACGAGUGAUGAAUAUUAGGAUUGACGAAGCCCCUCUUCCAGUUAGACUCUAGUUCCCAUGGCCUACGGUUAACCUAGCAUACUAGAGACGAAGUUAGAUGGUUACAAAGCUGAAUUAAUCAGUUAUAGAGAACGUCUAGACAAAAAAUAAGAACUGAUUUUCCAGGCAUACGCUUUGGAGGCAUGCAUGGCAUCGAUUCCGAUUCUCUGUGCAAUGCUCAAGAUUGAA
This is a messenger RNA of Xylaria bambusicola, 1401 nucleotides long. RefSeq names its product phosphoglycolate phosphatase. The coding region runs from base 359 to 1105 and encodes 248 amino acids. NCBI's taxonomy places the organism in Eukaryota, Fungi, Ascomycota, Sordariomycetes, Xylariales, Xylariaceae. The record is from RefSeq and is a predicted model, not a curated record. The transcript is spliced from 2 exons.